Molecule: messenger RNA, 252 nt
Organism: Rotaria sp. Silwood2
Lineage: Eukaryota; Metazoa; Rotifera; Eurotatoria; Philodinida; Philodinidae
Source: the annotation of a GenBank genome assembly
AUGAUUGAUUGUGAAGUCGCAACUGGAUGUAACAAAGGAAGCCGAGUUCUAAUACCAAAAAUUACAAUGACAUCGUCUGAUACAUUUUUACCUUUUAAAUUACGUAGACAUCAAUUUCCUAUUCGACUCUCAUUUGCUAUGACAAUUAAAAAAUCACAAGGACAGACAUUUCAACAAUUAGGACUACUUCUACCACAACCAGUUUUCAGCCAUGGGCAACCAUACGUUGCUUUUUCCAGAUUCGCUCUCUAA